AUGUGGCGUUGGUGGUCUGAUGAAGGCUGGACAUACUACUCACUAGAGAAUUCUGCCAUAAUAGAAAGAUCAUGGAGAAACAAAGAAAUCAAUAUUAUUAUAAAUAUUGGAGGCAUCCCAUUUUUGCUUAACUUGCGUCAUUUCUACCAGUUUAACUUCAUAACUCAACGUCAUAGAAGAAUUAGUAGAGAUAUUUCAUCUGCUGUCUGGUUUUGGACUGAUAACAAUGGUCAAUUAAACCUCUAUCAACCAAAUGUUUCUGCCCAAAUUGAAAGAUACUACUUACAUAUCCAGUGGAAUUUGGUGAAAUCUAGUAAUAUUCACAAAAAUAAUAAAAAAAAUCAAUCAAUAACUAGUGACGACACUUAUACUUUUGACAGUGCAGACAAGUUGAAAAUAAAUAAUAGUUCUAUAGUCAAUUCAAACAGUAGUAAUGAAUAUUUAGAACUUGUAUCCGCAGAAUCAGUCUCUAAAGAAAAUGUUCGAGAAGAAAGAACCAACAUGACUAGAGACUGUUCUACUAUUCAGAAUCACCAUAUACAAGGAGGUGGGUGUAUUGUCUGGGGUCAUUAUGAUAUUUAUCCUAUUGAAUGCAUACAAAUUAACAGAAUAACUGGCAAGGAAAGGAGAAUAUUUAGGAAGCACCUUAAAAAUAUCUCAGAAGAUAAUGAAAAUCAAUUGGAUCAAAAUGGAAUUAAAAGAAUUACAAGUGAACCAGGUUGUUAUUUAGAAUGGCAAUUUACAGAUACUAAAAUUGCUCGUAUAAGUGAUGCAAUAUCACUUAUUGUAGAAACUGGAGAAUUUUACUGUGUUGGAUAUCCAACUUUAUUUUCCAAUGAAAAAAUAAUGGAUUUAGUUUAUCAAUUACCUGAUGAUACUCUAAUAGAUGAUGAUUGUUGUUUAUGUCUCCAUCCUUUAAUAGAAAACCGGAUUAAACUUAAAAAAUGCCACCACGUUUACCACAAAGAUUGUUUCUUUGAAAUGGUAAGACAUCUAAAACAAAAAAAUGUCUUGAACUGCCCCUUAUGCAUGUCUAUUCAGGAUUAUGGCAAGGGAGCUUCACCUUAUGGUAGAAUGAGAUAUAUUGUAUACAAAGCUGGAAAUAUAGAAAUUGAAACGUAUCCAAGUACAAAUGUUAUUGAAAUUGAAUAUUUCAUCCCAAGUGGAAUACAAAAUGAACGCCAUCCUAACCCUUCUAAGCCCUUUAGUGGUACGUACAAAAUCGCUUAUCUACCUUAUGAUAAAGAUGGUAUAAUGGUCCUAAAUGGACUAAUCAAAGCAUUUAAAUUAGGGCAUACAUUUAAAGUUAUAUCAAUACCUAAUAUUAGUGAGAAUGUAAACUCAAGACACCAUAAUGAUCAUAUAUGUACUGAAAUAGUACAAUGGAAUUCAAUACCACACAAGAUUUCAACAUGUGGUGGUCCCACAUUACAAGGAUUCCCUGAUCCUUAUUACUUUAACUUAGUUAUUGAAAAACUCGCAAGUGUUGGUAUUGAUUGUAAUGCAGAGAUGUAA
Molecule: messenger RNA, 1515 nt
Organism: Cryptosporidium muris RN66
Lineage: Eukaryota; Apicomplexa; Conoidasida; Eucoccidiorida; Cryptosporidiidae
Product: zinc finger, C3HC4 type domain-containing protein
Exons: 1
Coding region: 1-1515 (504 amino acids)
Biological process (GO): Notch signaling pathway; protein ubiquitination
Source: RefSeq, a predicted model, not a curated record